AAGGCCCAACAAGAAGAAGCUGGCGGCGCUUUUGUGUCAAGGGAUGAGUUGAAAAGUUUGGUAUGUGGUGCCAUCAAUACUCAGACGCAGAAGCAAAACGCGAGAGCUUUGCUUUCCGGUGGUAACCCUUGGCAGGUACGUAAGCCCUUCGAAAAGAAGAAAGGCAAAGGUAAAGGUAAAGGAAAGCGCGGCAAAGACAGCAACACAUCCGCCGGAGGAUGGGUAGAACCAGC
Molecule: messenger RNA, 233 nt
Organism: Amoebophrya sp. A25
Lineage: Eukaryota; Dinophyceae; Syndiniales; Amoebophryaceae
Source: the annotation of a GenBank genome assembly